This is a messenger RNA of Pocillopora meandrina, 8972 nucleotides long. The record is from the annotation of a GenBank genome assembly. Lineage: Eukaryota; Metazoa; Cnidaria; Anthozoa; Scleractinia; Pocilloporidae.
UUUAUAAUGUUGUCAGGAUAAUAUUUUUUGUUAGUCUACAUGUGAGUGGAAUUGGCUGUAUUAUCUACCAGGUUGAGAAUUAAAAGAUAUAACUAUAGCCUUGGUUCUGCUAGCUCGUGGACCUUGUUAAGGUUUUUUAAUUAAUAGUUGAUAAUAAUAAUGGUGAUGAUGGUUAUUAAAUGAUGUUGAUGACAGUGAUCAUAUCAUACCGGAUCUUUACUUAACCAAUGAGGGCUUAAGAUAAAUCACAUAUAUUACCCAAUUUUUACAGCAAGGGAUGAGACUACUGGUUCAAAAAUCUGUGGUGAACUUAAUAAGGAUUUAAAUGUAACAAAUAUUCAGCACCAUCAACUCGAUAUCACAUCACAGGACAGUAUCAACAAACUCUACACUCACGUUCAGAAGACAUUUGGGGGAUUGGACAUAUUGAUAAACAAUUCUGGUGUCUUGCUCAAGGUGGGAACUUAAUGUAUUGUAAGGUAUUGGCAUUGGCCUGUGUUAACACCUUAACUCCUGAGAUCUGAUUGUUAGUUCUGCCCUCUAGCUGCCACACAUUUCCUUGUAAAUUAGUUCUGAGAAUUUGGUGUUAGAUCAAGAUAACAACUUUUACCUAAGACAUUUGAGUAUUCUCAUAACCAUGCACACUGGAUAAUGCAUGGAUAUUGUAGGGAGAAGUUACUUGUUAAUCACUUCUGGGAGUUAAAGGGUUUAGUAGUUUUUCUAGACAUUUUGUUUAUCAUCAGUAACCUUCAUUUGGUGCUAAAAUUUGUGCAGGUGUUUGUCCAUGGAAGUGUAGAAACAAAUAGUUUAGCAGGAGUGAAGCUCAAGGAAAACUGUGAGCUUUGCAAUUAUAUCAGUAUUUUCUAUUAUCUUCAAUUAUAUUUCAAACAAAGCCUUCUCAAAAAUCAAAUGUUAAGUUAAAUUUAUUAAUAUAAACUGAGAAAUAUCUCUGGUGUUCCCCUGUUUUUGUUGGGGCGUAUUCCUCCAUGUGAUACAUUUAGACCAAUAGCAUUAGAGUAAAGCUAUUUUAUGGGUAGCAAUGAAUAAUGUAUAAUUUCCAGAUAUUUAAUCGAGUUUAAUUCAGUUUACUAGUGUAAUGGGAGGAUGUUGGGAGAACACAAGAAAAGUGUUGUCAUGUUGAGUCCAUCAGGAGAUUAGUCCCCUCCCCCCCUGCCCUCCUGUCCCCCCUCUAGCAUUUCAUCAAUAUUUCCAUGACAUUCCACUGGUAUCCAUUAGUUUUUCUGGGUGUAGGAAGGCAAUAUAGGAAUAAGGAGUCAGAGACAGUCACAAUCAGAGUAAAUAUUCAAAGUUAUUGAUUGAAUCCAACAACAGAAAACUGUGCCAUAUGUUGAAAGAGCUGAGACAACUAUAGAGACAAACUAUUUUGGAACACUGAACAUGUGUAAGAGCUUCUUCCCUCUCCUUCGACAUCAUGCCAGGUAUUCUUUCUAACUAAGUGAUAUUAUUCUUUAUAACAGCUGUACAGAAUUUUUGCACAGGCCAAAAUGGCCAGGAAUCACAUUUUAUGUCACCGUCAAUUUUGUUGGUUGAAUAGUUUUUAUUGAGUGACUGCAAGGUCUGUACUGCAAGUAACAGACCUAGUUAUUCCACCUUCAGUUUAUGAUCCAAGAGCACUGCAUGCAAAGCAUGGUUUUACUGUUUUUCUUUUUUGUUUGUUCCAUUUUUACUUGUCAGGGUGGUUAAUGUAUCCUCUGGGCUUGGAGACUUGCGUUGUGUUUCACCAGCACUGCGAAAGAAAUUUUCCUCCCCAAAUCUAACUGUUACAGAAAUUACAUCUCUCAUGGAAAAAUACAAGAGGUACUUUUCAAGUUUAUUCGAGACAAAUUAAAAUCACUUUAACCUGUUAAUGCAAUGAUAAUUUUGAUCAUGCAUUAUUUAGAAGUUGUUUGCUCAUUAACUUGGAGGUAUUAUUUAAAUUAGUGUCCCAUGCAAGUUCAAACCCACAUACAGAGUGUUUAUUGGUAAUAACAUGAAUAAUUAUCUGGCUAUUCCACACUGUGAUGUUUUAUAUUUGGAUGUGGAGGAUGUUCUCUUGUCUCUUUUUACUAUUCUCUUUUGACUAUAUUUCAUAAUGAACACCCUGCAUGGAUGAUUUUAGAAAUCAGUAGGAGUGUUCAGCCCCACUUUGUGAUCUUGUUGAACAUUAUUAAUAUUAUUCAAAGACAAUAUUCGCAUUCUGUCUACAAAGGGUUUUUCAGUUUUAAGUCUUCCUCUCUGGCACAGGACAGAGCCAUGGGGUGACUUAGAGUAUAGCUACCUUCUCUAUCCCUGGAUAGGAUGCUAGUUCAUCACAGGUUAACCCCCCAUCCCCACCCCACCCAUAGCUUUUUGUCAGAUUUCCUAGACAGUUCCCCAGUAUCCACUUCUACUUCAGGGUGUAGAGAGGGACUGAAAGAGUAAAGUGUCUUACCCAAGAACAUAACACAACAACUCCAGCCUGGACUGGAGGGAGACCUUUAAAUUGGAAACCUUAUUUGAAAGCUAUUAUGGCCACAAAGGCUUCUUAGUGGAAUUUACAGUCACUCUUUCCCAUGGGGUAUUACAUCUGCAUACUGUCCUUUCAGUAACUGCACAAAUGGCAUUAAUUCUGACUAGCAUAUAUUUUCAAUUCUGAGGAAAUUCUUAUUUUCUCCCAUAGGGAUGCUAAGGAAGGGAAGGUGACAGAGAAUGGUUGGCCGGAUGAUUCUUCCUCAUUCACUCCAGGUGAAUGAUAUAUAUAUAUAUAUAUAUAUAUAUAUAUAUUAAUUUACUUUCCAAACUGACUUGAACACACUACAACUUCGAACACUAUUCAUCUCUCUACAUUGUUGUCAUAAAAAGUUUAAAAUCAAUAUUUUCUCAUAUCUGGCAAUAAUCAUAACUGAGCUGAUUUCGAAAAUAAUUCUCUCCUCAGCUUACAGUGUCUCCAAGAUAGGCGUAACAGCUAUGAGUAUGGUACAAGCAAGAGAAUUAAAAAAUGAUCAGCGUGAAGGGAUAUUGGUUAAUUCUGUGAGUAUUGACAAGACAGACAGAUCCCUUUUUCUGUGCCUAAAUUGUGCUAAGAAAUUUGUGUGUUCUCUAAAUCCUGUUAUAACAUAACGGCCAAUUUAUGACAAAUUUAGGUUUGUCCUGGCUGGGUGCGAACUGACAUGGGUGGCCCUAAUGCAGAGCGAAGCCCAGAAGAAGGUUAGUUCACUAUUUAUAUAAACUUUUUUCAUAAUUUUCCUUUCCAUUCUCUUUUACUCUUUCCCUUUUUUUUGUUUUUUUUUUUUUUUUUUUUUUGGGUCCCAUUUUAUUUCUUUAGCUUUCACUCUGUAUUUUUUUCUCUAUUGUCUCUCCAACCCUAGUGGCAGGCAACCUGCGAUGAAUAAUCAUCCCUUUAGGAGAAGUCGACAUUUUUCUUGUUAUUCCAAGCUACAGAAACCACAGAUAAGCAUUCUCAGUGAUGGGAAAUAAUGUCCUAAAGAUUUACCCCCAUUUUUAAUCCAUUUAUACCUGUCCAAUUCUAUUUACUUUUCCUCAGGAGCAGACACUCCAGUUUAUUGUGCCCUUCUUCCCAAAGGAACAACAAGUCCUAAUGGAGAGUUUUUGCAAAACAGGAAAAUUGUCCCUUGGCUUCCAGGCAAAUUAUAGUAAUUUGUUUGAAAAGCCAUACUUAGGUUUUUGCAUAACAUACUCACUAAAGAGAUUAACCCUUCAACUCUCAUGAUCUGAUUGUUGAUUCUCCCCUUUAGACUGCUACACAUUUCCUUAUAAAUCAGUUAUAAGAAUUUGGUGUUGGAUCAAGACAAAAACUUCUACCUGUUAAGUUUGAGUAUUCCUAUUACCUGUUUGCUGGGUAGUGUAUAGAUAUUGUUGGGAGAAGUUGCAUGUUAAUCACUUCUGGGAGUUAAAGGGUUAAACUUGAUUCAUCUGUACCAGUUAGUUCGUUUUGAUUGGUAGUUGAAAUGUGAACGAUAGCAUUUUUGUUUAUCAUCAUUCGUGAAUUUUUAAAAAUUUAUUUUUUAGGGGGGGAGGGGUAGGGGAAAAAACUACUUAAGGAAGAUAGCAAUAGAAUGUGACCGAAGAGUAGUUUCUCACUUCAGUGUGUGGUACCAAUAAGUGUCAAAUAAACUUUUGGAAAACAAAUAUUCUCGCAGCAUAAUGAAACACAAAGACAAAAUGGAGGCUUGAUUACUAGAACUCAAAAGCUUGGUUUGACCAUAAAUGGAUGUAGCUUUGUUAUAAAUUGUUAGGAGGAUUCUUGCGUGUGUAUGUGAAGUGUUGUUGUUUGAAAUAACCAUUCACUUUCCAUUUGUCACUUACAACUGUUUUGUGUAACAGAUACCUAACAGAUAUUAAGAAUUCUUUUCCUAAGUACAAACCAUCUUUUGUAGACUCAACAAUAAAUGAAUCAUGCUCGCACAACACUUCCGAGAAGACUUUGGUGGUAAAUUUGUUCUGUUUUCUCUCUUAAUUCUUACGAAUGUCUUCUUUGCGUUUGUAUCAAAACCUAGAAGAAUUUUUUUGUCUCGUCGACUGAGACUUACUUUGUAUUUGGUAUUUCAGUUACCAAGUUGAAUUUUCAUGUACGCUGCCGCUGUGAUUCGAUAUGAUUUGACUUUAGCCAAGCUAUUCCCUCGUAUUCGCUGGUAAAAUAAUUUCGAUCGCAAAACUGAGGAGAUUUUUAUUAUGCACAUUGGUUGUAACCAAGAAACAUGCCCUGUCAAAUGAGAGUACCUUCAACGAAAACUGAAUAAUAAUAACAAAGAAAAGUACCAAGAAACGAGUGGCGAAAUAACAAAUUCUGGAAUCGUUUAUUUGCUUGAGUUUUGUGUUAUGGCACAGUUAGGAAGAUGAUGUAACGAUUUAAUUCCCUGUCGUGCGUCAAAAACAUGUGGUAUUCAACUUUAGAAAACACCCGGCAACUUCGGUGAUACAGAACAGUCGAACGCACAAACGUUAUGACUUUUGAAACAUUGAGUUUGCCUUGGUUUUUAGCGAGAUAUCGAUAAAUGAUUGCGUCGCGCAAAAAGAAAGUUUAUUUGCUUCUGUCGUGGAUGAAAACAUUAUCAAAUGACUUGGAACUUAGAGACGUGAAAAAGGUGGGGGCAGCUUGCUUUUAAAACGAGUUGCUGUAAACAGUUCAGUGUGCUGAAAUCGCUUGAUCAAUAAAUAAUGUAAUACGUACUUGCGAAACGUUUCUGACGACUUUAGCGAUUGAAUGAACCAAAAAGAAAGGAAAUAUUGGUCCAAUAUCACUCCCAGAAUGUCCUUAACGAUGUGAUUUGAUGACGUUAAAACAAACCGAUUAAUUUACGAGCACAAUGCGAGGAAACGUCUGCGAAACAAUACGUCCAUCUGCUGAAUGAGUUCUGUUUUUUUUAUCUUCUAGUUUCUUGUUACACCUUUUUCUUUCAUGUGGUAUAUCUUUAAAAAUUACAUUACAGCAUUUUGUUUAAUUAAGAGCACUUUGUUUUCUUAUGAGAAUUUUCCGCCCAAUUUCCGGCAGGAAAACUGGAAUGAAAGCAAAUUAACUUCGAAAUGGUUAUUUUGCUAUUAAUUCGUAACAAGUUAAAAAUUGUUUAUUUUUACAGCGCGAGGAAAUUUCCUCGAACUUUUUUUAUUUAAACCUUUAGCCAGCGUGGCACCGGGAUUAAUUAGACGGGAUGUAACAAAGACUGAAGGAUUAGUGGGCAAACAAAGUGCAAUUUUUAUGUUAAUAGUUUUCAGAUUUAAUAUUGCCCUGAAAACUGCUUUGUUUAUUUUAAACACUUGUAGACCUCUCCGCUUACAUCGUAGCCAUUUCGUUUUAUAGUUCUCCUAUUCUUAUGGAAAAAUCUUCGACUUCUCCCUUAGUUCGUUGCCUAGACGAAGUACCCGGCUACGAGGAACGAAAGAACGACGUGGUGUUUUGCGGUUCAGACGCUCAACAACAUGUUGUAUUUUUCCCUGGUGAUGUUCAGGUGAGGUCAACAGAUUUUGUAGUUGGAAGCGUUAGGCUGAAAACGCCGAAGAAUACUUGAUCAGAACACAAGCCAUUCAACUGUGAUGUACGCGCGUGCAACUUCACGCCAUUUCCAAUUUCUCUAUUUUUCGUUUGUGCGCUAAGUUGCUUAAGAAGUAUUUUUCACGGUAAUGUGAUUCUGUUGUCUUCCAUCGCGCGGUUCUGCUUUGAAUUUUUUCCUCAAUCCGACUUCUUUUCAGUUUCCAUACCGACUCGAAUUUUGGUUUGAACAGAAUGCAGACCAUCGCAAAAUGUUUAAGAAACUCUGCAUAUAGUGUAACUCUUUUUAUUUGAAUGAGACAUAAAUGUAAUGAACUGAACUAAGAUGCUUUGUUUAUCGAGCUGUUGAGUUUAACAGCUUCAAAAUGGAAAGCUCUGUACCGAACGAUUGGUUCAUCAAGCAAUAUAUUCGAUAAAAAGCAGAUUUUAUCAAACUGCAUCAUUGACAACGGAGCACAAACUGCUGACACAAUGCAAUUGAUAUUUUUUCACUGGUUGAAUUAGUUUUCAACACAUUCAUCAAACUAUCAGUACACUGUUCACUCCUUCAAACAAAGUCGUUUGUUUUGUGUUUUAUAUGUAAUCCCUCAAGGCAUUGAAAUACGUCAGUUUAUUGUGUCAGAUGUUCUUGUUAUAUCUUGUGGGUUUACAACAUUUUACCAUCAAUGCACGAAUUUCCGAAAUGAUAGAUUUCGCUCGAGAAACCUUGACGAUUUGAAAGUAAAACUUCACUUCCGUAAAACGAGCUGAACGCAACUUCUGAAAAAAUAAACAAAAUUUGAAAGCACCUAAUUGAUGGGUGUAGAAUUACGCAUCUCUCGUUUUGAAUUUCCUUGUUCGCGACCUCGAUUUUUUCAGCGCUAUUUCGAAAGACAAUAUUAUUGUUUUCAAAACGGAACGUUUAAGCAGAGGUUAAAAGGAUGAAAUUCAGGCAUCGAGUUUGAAUCGCACGAGACAAUCGUCUAUUGUGAAAUCCUGUGUCUCCUUGCCCGUUUCAUGGCUUAGAUUAUUUUGCAAAUGAAAAUAUAGUUCUCAUUCUUUCUACAAUCCCACUCCAAUUCAUUUUACGUCGUGUCUACUUUUCUGCUUUGUCUCGAAAAGUUACCGAACAAUCGGUUUAUUACCUUUGUCCAAGACGGUGUCCAACAUUGACAACGAUUUUGGCAGUUCAGAAAACAAGAGUAAGAAUUUGAAACUUUUCUUAAUUAUCUUUGAGCGUUCGAUUGCCAUACUUAAAAUUUUGGCAAAUGUUGAUCAAAGAUGACAGUCGAGAGAAUAAACGCUAAAAGGUAUUAAUAAAGGUUAAUACCUAUAUACACAGAGUCUUCGCGGCAAUUUGUGCUCCUCAAGCAUUCCGCUUUCAGCCUUACAAGCUCGAUAUGCGCAACAGGAACUGUCAUCAAUAGAGCGUUUACAACUCAAAUUUCUUGAUUUUCAGGAUUAUGAAGAAAACAUGGAGAGUCACAGAGAUAAUAAGAAAUGGAAACAGUGGAGUUUGGAAUCUACGGCGAAAAUAUUAGAAAGAAGAUUUCCAAAUAGCUUUGUAUGGGUCAUUCGUCCUUCAAGAUAUCAUCAGAGCACUUUCGCAUGUUAUCAUAACUUUGUUGAAGCUAACCUGCUCGGUGUCCCUGAUCAUACAAAUCACGAUUACGGAGCUUUGUUUCACUUAAGAGCAUUGCUGGAGUCUGCGGUGAAAAAGCGUAAGUAUUCAGAGUCCUUUUGUUUAGAUUAAUUUCCGCCAAACGAACAAGCCCAGAUUUGUGUUUGUUUCGCUUGCUGUCCAGUGGCGAUUAGUCUUGAAAAUUUGCGUCACAUUUAAACCAAUCAGAAUCAAAUUGUGCUCCACUCGAAACUUGAUCACGUGCUCUUUCCCGCGCUCGGAACAGUUUACAUGUUUGUACUAAGAGUUGUCUUUUGGCUUCUUCUUUUUCUUCCUCUGUUCUGAUUGGAUUAGCUCUCCCUAUUUUUUGUAGCUCAGAUUUCUCUGAUGUUCCUUGUCUACGUGUUUUUUGUGGAAAACUUACCCCUGACUUUCCCAAAAAUACUAGUUGCAAAUUUUCAGCAAUUUUCAAUUUAGUGUCAAAGGUAAUCCGGGAUUGCUUUGAUUUUACUUACCUUUGCUCUGUGAUUGGUCCGUAAAACUCGCACCAUCCUCUCAACCAAUCAGAUGCAAAACUAACAACAAUCGCAACCUGGUCAUUGGCGUUUUCCCGCGCCUCAAGCAGCGCGCUCGUUUUCACUUUAUGUUCUCAUUGGCUGAUGAUAAUGUAAACCUGUGUUCUGAUUGGUCGAUGGGAUUACUUUGGUUUCGGUUUUUCGACAUUCGAUUGAAAACUGUUCGCUUGUCAACCAACGCAACCUGUUUACUCACGAUAUUUUUUAAUUGAGGACGUUGGCAUGUGUUCUCUCUUGACAUUUAUCUUUUUUCCGAUGGUCGUUGCAAAUUUUUAAGCUAUGCAAUAAUCUGGUCAUAAUUGAAAACUCAGACUAAUUUUUCCUAGAAUUAUCAACCCAACCUUUAAAUUCCUUUCCUUUUAUCCAUGCAGUUUUAGAUGUCCCGAAAGAAGAGGAGGACCCCACGUUUGAUUUCCCAGUGAUUCUUGUUGGUUUUAGUAAGGGCUGUGUUGUUCUAAAUCAAAUUAUUUACGAGCUCUACAUGGUGUCUGCUGGAGUGGACUCACGUCUCAAUGAAUUUGCAUCGCGUAUUAGUGCCAUGUAUUGGUUGGACGGCGGCCAUAGUGGCGAGUCGAACCUGUGGGUAACAGAUGAAAAAUUUCUUUACCAUCUGGCUACUCACGUGCCAAGAAUUCGUGUGCACGUGACGCCUUAUCAGAUCGGGGAAGAAACGCGGCCGUCGAUUAAAAAGGAGCUGAAGAAGUUUGAGGACAGUCUUCGUUCGCUUGGCGCGAAUAUCAAGGUCAAAUCUCAUUUUCAAGGCACGCAGCCAUAUCUCGCUUUCCACUUUAAACUUCUUGAAAGUUUUUAG